ACAGACACAGAGGGAUCGAGAGUGACAUAAAAAGACGGGUAAAGCGCAUAUAUCUUCACCUGAUACCCAAUGCAUGCAUGAAUACCGUGCUUGUUAUCCUUUUGUUUACAAAAGUUUUGCUUCAACUACACAAAUUAAUCGGUCAGUUGUGAUAACCCAUAAAACGGCGAAUCAUCUGAAUUGUACGCCACUUGACUUGGUAUAAGGUGUUUCGAUCAUUUUGGAAGUUGAUACUUCUUGAAUGUUGCUGCUAAGAUAGAGAGAAAGUAGUCAACCGAUUGGAAGAGACACGAAGAAAUAAGUCGAUUAUCAAUCAUAUUGUGCGUGUGAGAUUUAAGUGUGGAAAAAUUUGACGAGUAAAAGUUGUGAAGGAUGUCAUCGGUCGUGCGAAAUCCUCUGAAAUCCGCUUUGCGAAAACAAAUCAAAGCCGUUCUGUUGACCCAAUCUCCCGAAAGCAGAAAAGAGCAAUCACACACCGUAACCAAAAAGAUAUUGGAUUCAGAUGCAUUCAAACAAUCGACACGUAUCAGCGUGUAUUUGAGCUUGGGCCAUGAGGUUAAUACCCAGGAUAUUCUCGCCGAAAUGUUCCGUCAACAAAAAGAAGUAUUUGUACCGUCGUACAGUGGCAACAGCAUGGUUAUGCUGAAAAUCAAAGACAUGAAUGACUUUGAAUCGUUACCGUUGACAAAAUGGAAUAUUCCUCAACCAAAUGACGAUGGUACUCGAGAAAAUGCCGUCGAAACGGGCGGACUAGAUUUGAUUUUAUUGCCUGGUGUUGCGUUCACUCGUCAAGGCGGUCGACUCGGCCAUGGAAUGGGCUAUUAUGAUAAAUUUUUACAUGAACACUUCAAUAAAAAUCCACAUCGACGCACCGAUUCACCGCAAAGUAUUGCCGAAAAAAUCGCUGCAAAGAGAUCCAUUCUAUUGGGCCUAGCAUUCAAUGAGCAAAUCGUCGAUAACGUCCCAUUGGAACAGACUGAUGUUUUAUUAGAUGAAAUUGUAACCGCAUAACAUUCCUAUGGCAUUUUUUAAAAUGGAAAACAUUAUUUUUUCUCUAAGAAUUUUAAUAAAGAAUUUAGUUUAAAAGCUGAUGAUUCACGAAAACAA
Messenger RNA from Sitodiplosis mosellana (orange wheat blossom midge), 1107 nucleotides. RefSeq names its product 5-formyltetrahydrofolate cyclo-ligase (gene Mthfs). The transcript is spliced from 5 exons. Gene Ontology annotation, molecular function: 5-formyltetrahydrofolate cyclo-ligase activity. Lineage: Eukaryota; Metazoa; Arthropoda; Insecta; Diptera; Cecidomyiidae. Gene Ontology annotation, cellular component: mitochondrion. Bases 373 to 1011 code for a protein of 212 amino acids. Gene Ontology annotation, biological process: tetrahydrofolate interconversion; folic acid-containing compound biosynthetic process. The record is from RefSeq and is a predicted model, not a curated record.